This is a messenger RNA of Sebastes umbrosus (honeycomb rockfish), 5992 nucleotides long. It is a transcript of the gene dlgap1b, whose product is annotated as discs, large (Drosophila) homolog-associated protein 1b. Gene Ontology annotation, biological process: signaling. NCBI's taxonomy places the organism in Eukaryota, Metazoa, Chordata, Actinopteri, Perciformes, Sebastidae. The coding region runs from base 367 to 3441 and encodes 1024 amino acids. The record is from RefSeq and is a predicted model, not a curated record. The transcript has 12 exons. Gene Ontology annotation, cellular component: postsynaptic specialization; glutamatergic synapse. Gene Ontology annotation, molecular function: molecular adaptor activity.
AUGAAGCGCUGUUUCAUCCGUUCAGUGAUGCCUCUGCAGCCCACAGACGGAGCGAUACAGGAAGAUACUCCAGUGUAUGGGACCUUACCAUCCAAGUGACGUCCUAUAUGAUAAAUCCAGACUUGUUACAUUCUCACUGCAAAAGAAGCAAUCAGCUACAUUCAGAGGAUUACUCUUCAGAGGCGAGUCUCGGACGGCCUGUGUGGAUAAAGGUGGAGAAAUGUGCACGCACGGAGGACGAGGAGCCUGGAAUUAAGCACGGGGAGAGAAAAGAUGCCGAAGAUGAGACACUAAAGAAGAGCUAGUUUUGGGGCCUGUGCAGACUUCCCACGGCAGCAGUUGGAUGUGCACGUCGACCCGGCCACGAUGACAAUGAAAGGCCUGUCCAGCAGCCGCAGUCACCACCACACGGUGACCUGCGACCCCUCUUACGACUCCAUGACCCUGGGGCGCUCGGACCGUCGGUCCUACUUCCUCAACCCUGGGGAGGCUCAUCCUGCCGACCACCCGUGCUACACCCAGCGCAACUCCUUCCAGUCCGAGUGCGGCGCCUACCCUGACCUGGCCAGCUGCACCUUCCCUCGCAGACAUUACAGCUCUCACCAUGAGCUGAAGGAGGAGUGUGGCGCUUUGGUGCCUUAUACAGGGCCACCUGGGAGCAUUAAGGGAAGUGGAGGAGGUGGUGGAAACAACAAUAACCGCAUCCCUUCUAACCUGCUGGAGCAGUUUGAGCGCCAGGCACCGGUGCGGCGUGAAGGCUACCACACGCUGCAGUACAAGCGCACUGCAGUAGAACACCAACGCAGUGACAGCCCCGGUCGAAUCCGCCACCUCGUUCACUCCGUCCAGAAGCUUUUCACCAAGUCCCACUCCCUGGAGGGGCCCUCGGGGUCUGGUGGAGGAGGAAUCGGGAGGAUGAACGGCAGCAAAUCCAGCCCUGACGACCCACCCUCCUCCUCUGGCACCCUGAAGCACAGUAAGCGCAGUAAGAGCAAAGACCGCUCCAAGUCGGAGCCUAAGAUGCGCACCGCCAUCUCGGGCUACUGGAGCUCAGACGAUACGCUCGACCGGGAGAUGUGCCUCUACCACCAUCACCACGGGGGCAGCAGUGGAGGCCUGCCCACGGGGGUCAUGACCAUGGGGCGCCACCCGGAAAAAUCCCAGUCGCAGUACUUCAUGGAGUCCUACAACACCAUCAGCGCCCACUCUCUGAAGACGUCGCGCAGCAACAACGACGUGAAGUGCUCGACGUGCUCCGGGGGCAGCGGCAGCGGCAGCGGAACUAUGCCACUGGUGGGCGCCCUGGACGGCCAACUGCAGCUGAAGAAGAGCUCGUGGUCUUCUACUCUGACGGUGAGCAGAGCAAGAGAGGUCUACCAGAAGGCCUCAGUCAACCUAGAUAAAGCUCUAGUGAAAACCGAGCAGGGACGCACCUGCCACUUCCUACAGGUGCCUCAGGAUGACUGGAGCGGUUUCUCUCCGCUGGGGAAGGAUGACGAGAUCCCGUGUCGGCGGAUGCGCAGCGGCAGCUACAUCAAGGCCAUGGCAGAGGAAGACAGCGGCGACUCGGACUGCAGCCCCAAACCCUCGCCCAAGGUCCAGGCACGACGGGCCAGCUACCUGAAGGCCACACAGCCGUCACUCACAGAGAUGACCACACUCAAGAUCGAGCAUUCGCCCAAGCUGCAGAUCCGGAGUCACAGCUACCUGCGGGCGGUGAGUGAGGUUUCCAUCAAUAGGAGUCUGGACAGCUUGGACCCGGCAGGGCUGCUGGCCUCGCCUAAAUUCCGCUCACGAAACGAGAGCUACAUGAGAGCCAUGAGCACCAUCAGCCAGGUGAGCGAGGUGGAGGUGAACGGGCAGAUCGAGGCCGUGUGUGAGUCAGUGUUCAGUGAAAUGGAGUCGCAGGCGGUGGAUGCCCUGGACCUGCCCAUGCCCGGCUGCUUCCGCAUGCGGAGCCACAGCUACGUGCGUGCCAUAGAGAAAGGCUGCUCGCAGGAAGAGGAGGAGGCGCGUGGCAUGGCGGCGGGCAUCAGGAGGACCAACUCACCACCGCGCAACACCACCACCGUCAGAACCAUCCAGAGCAGCACAGUGUCAUCAUGCAUCACCACCUAUAAGAAGACGCCUCCUCCAGUCCCGCCACGCACCACCCCGUCCAAACCCUUCAUAUCCAUCACGGCGCAGAGCAGCACCGAGUCCGCCCAGGAUGCCUACAUGGACGGGGGCUCCGGCUCGCGGACGGGCAUCAGCUCCCAGCCGGGCCUGUCCAACUCCACGGAGAGCAUCGACAGCAUGAAGGCCCUGACGGCGGCCAUAGAGGCGGCCAACGCUCAGGUGCACGGCCCCGCCAGCCAGCACGUCACCAACAGCACCAUCACCAUCACUGCCACCGCCACCACCUCUGCCGUCGCGCACGUCUCUACCGACAGCAAGGCACAGAGGGAAGCGCUCCGCAAGUGCCUCUCCAUAGGGAUCCAGGUGGACCCAGAGGAAGGAGGGCCGACGGAGGAGCAGUCUAAAUUCCAGUCGAUAGGAAUUCAGGUGGAGGAUGAGCGAUGUUACCGCAGGAUGACCCGCUCCAACAGCGUAACCACGGCGGUGCAGGCUGACCUCGACGACCCCUUAGACUCCCCGGAGCUGCCGCGUCACUGUGCCACCAUGCCGCGCCAGCACUCUUCCACCUCCGUUGCCUCUUCUACCGUCAGCAUCCAGGGCUCGGGGAACCACUACCACGCUUGUGCGGUCGACGACUACGGGGACGUGGGGUUCGACCCGUCGAUCCUGCCCCCUCCUGACCCGUGGAUGGACAGCGUGGCCGAGCCGGAGGUGGAGGCUCUCGAGGCCGUCGGACGAUUGGUGUGCCCCCGCGACGGACGCUGGUUCCUCAAGUUGCUGCAGGCCGAGAUGGAGCGUAUGGAGGGCUGGUGUCGACAGAUGGAGCAGGAUGAGAUGGAGAAUGAGCUGCAUGAUGAGAUCCUGGGGAAGAUCCGCAGUGCAGUGGGGAGUGCCCAGCUGCUGAUGUCCCAGAAGUUCCAGCAGUUCCGGGAGCUGUGUGAGGAGAAUCUGAACCCAAAUGCACAUCCGCGGCCCAUCUCCCAGGACCUGGCGGGUUUCUGGGACAUGCUCCAGCUGUCUAUCGAGAACAUCAGCCUGAAGUUCGAUGAACUCCAUCAACUCAAAGCCAACAACUGGAAUCCUCUGACCCCACCGGAAAUUCAGGAGAGAAGGAUGCCCCCUCCCGUGCCAAAGAAGCCCCUGAAGGGCCACCACCCUCCCCUGGCUAGGGACCGCUCGCUGGAGAGCUCCGAGCGCCAGCGCAUGGAGGCUCGCAAGCGCCUGCUAGCUGCCAAACGUGCCGCGUCGGCUCGGCAGAGCUCCGCCACCGAGAGCGCAGACAGUAUUGAGAUCUAUAUCCCCGAGGCUCAGACCAGACUAUGAGACCCACACAUGCAUGUACACAUGCCCGAUACACUGUCCCAUACACUCUAUAGCACUGAAUGGUAACGUUAGGGUGCUAACAUAACAUCAUCACAUCUUUUACAGACUUCCCAGAUCACUGUGGGGUCAGUCACAAUGGAUGAAGAACAAGAAAUGUACAUUUACAGCAUUUAUUUAUAUAUUUAUUUAUCACCCCCUCCCCUUCCUCCCUCAUUUCCUCCUCCCAGCUGUGAUGUAGCAGUCCCUCCUCUUCUUGUACCUCCCUCACUGUCAGAGAAGUAUCUUAUGAAUCCCUUUUUUUAAGUGGCCUAAUAUUACAAAGUAAGCCAGGUGUAGCACAGCAGUGAUGCUUCACGUUAUUAUGUUUCAGGUGCUGAAAAGAAACAGGGAGGGAGCAUGCAUGUUCACGGGGAGUGUGUGUGUCUGUGCAUAUUAUACAGCAGACACACACAAUGAGUAGAGAGGCCAAGUCCCGCCUCUUCUGGUGGACCACCGUGGGACCUUAUUUCGGAGAAAAUAUGAACCAGUAGUCAACGGCGAGAGACAAAUAUUUUUAUGAUCCCGUUUGAAUUGCGCCAUGAAUCACACAUAUGAUGUUUGCCAAUUUAAAACAUAAUUUGAAAGUUAAGAAAGUCACAGUUUGUUAAUGAAACUGUUGAAGUAUAAGACUUUGAAAAUGUGUAAUUAGAAAGACUACACACCCAAAAGUCGCAUAGUGAUGUUUCUCUCUCUGAAGAGUAAGUGUUUCUUACUGGGAUGUAGGCUACUCACAACGUGUGUGGUCGUUCGUUCUCUUCCCGGCUUAUGAAAAGACCAGGAGUCACUAGAUGAAACACAUCAGGUAAGAUAACGCUACAUUUGUGCGUGGAACAUAGCUAGUUAGCUAGCUAGUUAGUGUUGGUGAAGAGGGAUGUAGUUCACUCAGAGGUUUCACACAAAACUAAAUGAUACUACGACAAACUGUGACGUUCUUAACUUACAAAAUGAUGUUUUAAAUUGACAUAUGUGUGAUUCGUGGCCCAAUUCAAACGGGAUCAAAACACAUAUUUGUCUGUCGCCGUUGACAACCGUUCAUAUUUUUUUCCAAAAUAAGGUCCCAUGGUAGUCCACCGGAAGGGGAGGGAUUCGCCUCUCUAUGGAGAGACCAGACCUGACCUAUUGACUCAUAUUCUAGAUUUAUUAUUUUAUUUUAUUUUUAUAUUUGUAUAAAACCCCAUGAUAAAACUAUGAGCUCUGAAGUUUUGGAUUUGUAUAAUGAUAUAGUGAAAAGACCAGACAAGGGAACCAUAGUGUCAGUUAGCGACACAAUUCGCCCUCUGUCUGAAAAUGGGUCUUUCCAGCAGCAUUAAGAAAGGUCAAGAGGUCAGACUUUGCUCCUCCAGGUGAGGCAAAGUGAGCCGGGAGCAGGUUUUGUGCUUCUGAAAAAUUCACUGAAAGAAUCACUGUUUGCCACAAAACCUAAACUGUGCGCGUGUGAGGGAGAGAGAGAAAGAGCGUGUGGUACGAUUCAGACCUUCAUUUUCAAAAGUGCUUCCUAUUUUUCUAGGUCUAAUGGGGCCUAGCUGUAAUUGAGGAUUAAGGUAGCAGUAUCAACAAACUGUAAACAAACCACCCAUCUCGUCUCAUUUUAAACUGAGCAGGACACGUUUGUAUAAAGAACAUCCAGUAUAAUGACAUGACAUGCAUGCUGACACAAGCUAACUGAUCUUUUUUGUCUUUUUUAAUCCUUUCUCAUGUUGCGUUCGGUGUUACAAACAGUGCUAAAAUACUGAUAUUUGGUACAAUACUGGUAGUUGUACUAUAUUUUAUUAUGUCAUUUUUAGACAAGAGAGGUUUAUUGACAGUAUUGAGACUAAAGGACUGUAAAGGGACUAUUUUCUCCUCACUGUGUGCGCACUAUCUCUGCCUCCAAAUGAAGCAAUUAUUUGAAGGUCAUACAAAAAAAAAAGAUCCAAUUUGUAAUAUUUUGUAUUCAUGUUUAAGUUAUUGAUUAGGAGAACAAUGACUGUUUAUUGACAUUGUGAUUAUUAUUAUGCACUGAGGCCCUUAUACUGUGUUUAUUUUUUAUUUAUGUUGAUUCUUUAGCAUGACAGGCACCUUUUUUUGUCUUUUCUGUUUCAGUGAUCAGCCUUAAUUUCUAAUAUGAUAGUUGAGCACAACAGCAGUCUCAGGGGAAGAAGUGUGUGUGUGUGUGAGUGUGAAUGACUUCAUGUGGCUAUAUGUGACUCAUGGCUUUGUCUCUUACUGUAUAUAUAUAACCCCGGUCACCAGGAUAGGCCAUGAUCUUAAAUAAGGGAAUAAUAUCCACGCCAUCUAUUGAGCAUCUCGGCCCUAAUUAUUACUUCAAGGUGUUUCUGUCAGCUGCUUGAAUGUGGAGACAAUCCUCAGCCAGUUUACCAUCAUAUAAUUGUUUUGAUAACAGAAUAGCAGGACGUUGGUGUGUAGUCCGAUUCUCUGUCUUGAUCUGACAAAGUUUUGUGCCAUUGGAUAACUAUAGGUCAGGAUAUAUUCCUGCUUUUUGUCCCUAUUAAACCUGAAGUUUUCAUUGAGA